This is a messenger RNA of Xiphophorus hellerii (green swordtail), 5918 nucleotides long. RefSeq names its product cGMP-inhibited 3',5'-cyclic phosphodiesterase A. The transcript is spliced from 14 exons. The coding region runs from base 1 to 3096 and encodes 1031 amino acids. The record is from RefSeq and is a predicted model, not a curated record. Lineage: Eukaryota; Metazoa; Chordata; Actinopteri; Cyprinodontiformes; Poeciliidae. Gene Ontology annotation, biological process: signal transduction. Gene Ontology annotation, molecular function: 3',5'-cyclic-nucleotide phosphodiesterase activity.
AUGGCGAUGUCUGCAGAGGCUUGCAGUACCACCGGUACGCACAGCAACACUCGUAAGAAAGGCUUCGGCGCACCGGAUCGCAAUGGGUAUGUGAAAACACGCGUCACCCCGCGGUGCAGAGACCCGGACUGUGAAGCGUGGCUCAGGCUGAUGUUUAACAAACUCUGGAGUUCCCAGAGGUUCCGGAGUGCUGCGUGCGUUGGCUCGCUCUCCGUCUUCCUCGCCGCUCUGGUCAAAUGCGCAGGCUGGACAGCUGAGGCCAGCAGCAGCAGCGCUGACAACACACUCUCGCCCUCACCGUCCCCCCUCCACUUUGUUUCAGACUGCGCAGCCGAGCUGUUGCAAACUUGCUGGAGUGCGCUGUCGUUGCUGUUUGCGCUCGUAUGUGCCUUCUUAUGGGUCGGCGUGUACUUGAUCCACUGCGGGGUGCUGAUCGAGACCCUCCUCUCCCUCCUGACCUUGUGUCACCUGGGCGAAGUGGCGGCGUGGGCUCUACUGGACGGGACAGAUGAGCAGCUGUUCUUGUCCGCCACAGCGGCCGGGGUUGUGCUCCUUUGCGCGGUCGCGGGAGUACUCAUGGUAGUUCGGCUGAACCAGGGCACAUCGGUGAUCGUUCUCAUCAGCGUGGCCAGGACUAUCUCGCUGCUCUCGCUGCACAAAGUGCGAGCCGCCUGGAGACCGUACGUGGCGUACCUGGUCGGAGUGCUGGGCAUCCUGCUGGCGAGGUAUGCUGACAGGCUCCUGCCUAAACAAGGGACACACAAGGAGGGCUGCAACCCCGUGACUGGAGCCAGGGAAGAGAUUCCUGUAUUUAAAAGGCGCAGGAGGUCCAGUUCAGUUAUAGCCUCAGACAUGGCACACAGUCAGUCCAACAGUAAGACACACCGACGGACCUCUCUGCCAUGCAUCCAGAGGGACCAGAUGCUUUCUCGUUCAGAAUGGGACCACAAGAGAGGCUCCCGAGGAUCACAGUCCUCCGGCACGACUGUGAUGGUGGACAUAGCGGUGAUGGGAGAGGCCCACGGACUGAUCACAGACCUCCUGGCCGACCCCUCUCUGCCGUCCCACACCUGCACGUCGCUGCGAGCCGUCAGCAGCCUCCUAACCACCCAGCUCACCUUCCAGCCGCUUCACCGGCCGCGCCCCGCCCCCCUGCUCAUCCCCUGUGAUGGCUACACCUGUUCUGACUCAGAAGAGGGACCCGAGAAAGGGGAGAAGACGUCGAUACACAAGCGUCUCAGGCGGAGUCUCCAUCCUGGCCUUCUGAGGAGGAUUUCUUCCACAUGGACGACCACCACCUCAGCCACAGGACUGCCCACCAUCGAGCCUGGGCCUGUUCGAAGGGACCGCAGCUCCAGCAUCAAACCGUACCAUGAAACACUCACAUGCAGUUGUGGGAGACCGUACAUCAGGCUGACCCACGGAGAGGGCUCUAUAGAUAAGGGAGACAGGACACCACGAACAGAGGACCCUGUAGUUGUGUCAUCAGACUACGACAGCACCCAUGAAGCCAACCACAGUGACAGCAGUGAUGUAGCACAAACAGAGGACACAGAAAAGGGGAAAAACCCCUCCCAGAAUGUCAUCCUCCAUGCACUAAUACCUCCCGAGGACAAACCCAUUCUGGCACAAGAGCCAUUAGUAAUGGAAGACCUGGAGCCUUUAAUGAGUCAAUUAAAUAAUUGGAACUUUCCUAUUUUCACUCUAAUGGAGAAGACAAAUGGAAAAUGUGGGAGGAUCCUUAGUCAGGUGUCUUACAGGCUCUUUGAGGACACUGGCCUGUUCGAGACCUUUAAGAUCCCCGUUAAAGAGUUCAUGAACUACUUCCAUGCUCUCGAGAGCGGCUACAGAGACAUACCAUAUCACAACAGGAUCCACGCCACAGAUGUGCUUCAUGCGGUCUGGUACCUCACCACGCAGCCUGUGCCUGGUCUACCCAGCCUCAUUAAUGAUCACAGCUCAGCCAGUGACUCGGACUCUGACAGUGGGAUAACACACAGUCACAUGGGCUUCCUGGUUUCAAAGACCUACACUGUGUCAGAAGAUGGAUAUGGCUGUCUGUCUGGCCUCAUACCCGCUCUGGAGCUGAUGGCACUUUACGUAGCUGCUGCAAUGCAUGACUACGAUCAUCCUGGGAGAACAAAUGCUUUCCUCGUGGCCACCAGCGCCCCUCAGGCAGUGCUGUACAACGAUCGCUCGGUCCUGGAAAAUCACCACGCCGCCUCUGCCUGGAACCUCUUCAUGUCACACCCAGACUACAACUUCCUGGUCAACCUGGACCACGUGGAGUUCAAACGCUUCAGGUUCCUGGUCAUCGAGGCCAUCCUGGCAACGGACCUCAAGAAGCACUUUGACUUCCUGGCUGAGUUCAAUGCCAAGGUGGGCGAUGAUCCGUCAACAGGUGUUGACUGGUCUAAUGAGAAUGACAGGUUACUGGUGUGCCAGAUGUGCAUUAAGCUGGCAGACAUCAAUGGGCCUUUAAAGUGCAAGGAUCUACAUCUGCAGUGGACCGAGGGCAUUGUCAACGAGUUCUAUGAACAGGGCGAUGAGGAGUCCAGCCUGGGGCUUCCUGUCAGCCCCUUCAUGGAUCGAGCAGCACCGCAGCUGGCCAAGCUUCAGGAAUCGUUCAUCACGCACAUCGUCGGACCGCUCUGUAACUCCUACGACUCGGCUGGCCUCAUACCUGGACGGUGGGUGGAGCCAGAGCCUGAGGAGGAGGAGGCAGAGAUCGCGGAAAGCGAGGAGGCAGAUGAAGACGGAUCCACCUGCUCUGACGCAUCGCAAAAAGCAGCUCCCAAGAAAAGGAGGAAAGUAUUUUGCCAGAUCACACAGCACCUGCUGGAAAAUCACAAGAUGUGGAAGAAAGUGAUAGAAGAGGAAUCCCAGAAUGAGGAGCAAGGAACAGAGUCCGCCCAUUUCAACAAAGUCGCUGAGCCGAUUCUGGCUAUUGACGAAGAAGAGGAGGAUUCGGGCAGCAGGGAAGAGCAAGUGGAAGGAGAGCAUUGUGAGGAGGAGACAGAGAAAGCAGAGUGGCACGUCUCUGACAGGGACGACUCUCAGACUCCAGAGGAGGGAGGGGACAGCGAACCACAGUGAAACCUCUAAACUCCAGACACCCUCAGAUAGAGACGCAGCAUCAGUCAGGAUAAGGAUGUAAAGAAAUGUUCCUUUUGACCUUAUCCUACUGACUCCUGUUUCUGCCAGCACAUUACUUAGACACAACACUGUAGAUGUUUGGGAAACGCGUGCCUACAGAGAAGAGAAAACAAAACAAACAAACAUGGUGGGAAAUUUUGUGCUUUACAUGUUUAAUCUGAAUAUGUGGUUUUACCAAACAUUUAUAUGGUUUUUUCUUUUCCCACAUUGCAAUAAUACAUUAUUCAUGGACUUUGAGAUACAGACUAUUUUCCUACUGUCAGGAGUUGAAGACAAGCAGUUGCAUAGGUUUUAACAAAGUGUGGUAACACAGGACUGCAGAAAGUUGCUGCCAAUUUAUGCAGAAUUAUUUCCCGAAUGUGAUUAUAUAUAAACGUCACCAUCACAUGCUUGUGUUUUGAUUGUAGCUCAACUUUUUCGGUUUAAACUGUGCUAGCUUAUGUUAUUUUCAUUUUUUUUAUCCACACAUGGAUUGUAAAAGGACUGAUUUACACAAUAAUCUUCUUCCUUUCAACUCUUGACAGAAAUAAUCCCUCACUUGUGGGUUUUAGCACCCAAAGUCAAAUAUCUAUAAAUAUUAUGUUUGAUGUUUAUUGCCAAAUGAGGUACUUAAUGCCGUCAUGUAGAGAUACGGCUCAGAAACGCAGAGACAGCUCUGAAAUGUCUCUAUGCGUUGGCAUUUGUGUGUUCCUCAGUUUUUACUCUAAUGUACACAUUUGUUCUCCAGAAUGCAGAGGGGGGAAAAAAAGUCAGAUUAUUCCAUUUUUAAACUACAGUAAACCUGAUGUCAAAGACACAACUGUUUUACAGCAUUGCCUGUCAAGAGUAUUCAUACGCCUUUAACUGUUUCCUACCACAAUGACAAACUCGCUUCAGUCAGACCAAAGUUAAACUUUAAUUAAACAUGCAAAACAUAAUUUAUGAGAGGAAAAAGUAAUGCUGCAAUGCCAGCCUGAAUCCCAUCCACAUAGUGCAACAAAUAAUGGUGGCAGCAUCAUGCUGUGAGCCAUUUUAUUCCUCCAUUAGUUAAGGAAGUCAUGAAAAGAUGAAUAGAAAAACAGUAUUCUUGAGAAUGGGACUAAACUGUUACAAUCUAGCCAGAGCCAAACUAAAAUGGUUUAAGUCAAACACAUCCGAGUUCUUUAACCUAUCUGAUGGAGAAAGAGGAAUUGGAAAAGGAGAUUCUACAAAACAUGGACUGGAAUUCAAUAUAAGUUAACACCACAUUUUUCUCAUUUUUAAUUACGCAAAACAAAACAAAAAAGAAAAUUCAGUGAAAUUUGGGGCCAUAAUUAAUAGAUUAAAUCUUAACCAUAGAAAAGAAAUGCUGUCCAUUUCAACACGUUGCUGAAAACAAGACAGUAAUUGUAUGACAAUAAAAACAUUUUUCACACAGAAUUUUUUUUUUUCUGUAGAAAAUUUUUUAUAUUUUUUUGUUGUUUUUAAUUUUAGAGAAAAAAAAUGACAGGACAACAAUCUCUAAAUUAAGUGAGCUGUCACAAACAAGAUCUAAAUUCAGUCACAUUGUUGCCAGAAAUUAAUAAUCUUUGGGAGAUUUUUCACCAAAGCUGUUCCAGAUCUUGUCCAGAGCCGGAACCAGUUUCAGUUCUGAUUUUCCACAGCCAGAGAAACAACUUUGUUCUGCUUUGCUAUGCCACAAAAAAUCUGUAGAGGACCACAGUGCAGUGAGUAACUUAAACUAUGUUAGUCACAUAAUAUAUCUCUGUACCCCUGCAAUUAAAUCCCCAAUGUCCCUAACCUAAGAGAUAAACAUUGUUUUAACCAAGUCAUGUACUGUAGUUGUGAACUGUGGCUCUCUGAUCUACAGUGGUGAAUUACACACUGCCUUUAAAAGAGAACUCAUCAAAAAUUACCUUUUGUAAGUCACACACAACAUAGAUCAGCAAAUUGUGAAACCGUGUUUGCCAGUGCAAAUAGCGAUGGUGAACAAAACGCAAGCAUUGUAUUGACUCACAUGUGACUCCAUGAUGCGCGAUAGCAAAACUAAAAGCUGAACGAUGACUCAAGAUGUUCAAAUGCUUGUUCAGUCUUAGAUUCAUGUCAAAGUUUAGAUCUAAAACCUGAAGUAAGUUUGGAGUUUUUACUUGGCCCAAUUAAGUGUCACUUAUCUUAGACAGCACCAGAGUUUUGGAGCCGGAAACAGAAAGAGUUGGUGCUGAGUGAGCACCAGAACCGCUGUGGUGGAAAACAAGCUAAAGCUAAAGUUUAUAUUAAAACGGUACUGAGUCAUUCUUCUGAACUAGUGUUCAGAAAUGGCUCAGCAUUUUUGGGAAGUCAUCUAGUGACCAAACUUGAACAGGAGAACAUAAAGUUCUUAAUUUAAAACUUAAAGACCAAUACAAGGAAUGAACCGACUAAAUUACACGUUGAAGGUUUUAUGGGAGUUGUCAUUUUUUAUUUGGUUAGCGAUGUUUACACUUUUUGAAUGGGAGUUCUUUGAAGUCUGUCAGAUUUCACUUACAGGUAUUUUUAGCUUCAUCCGUCUUUUAGAUUAAUUAUGUAAUCGGACUCAAGGUGCUGAGUUUUAUUUUUUUUUCUAAAGUAAAUCUUAGCUACUGACACUGGUUGUUACCCUCAGGAAAACUACAUCUGUAUCACAUUUAAAGACAAACACAAACACGUCUUUGAAAGGCAACGAACAACUAAAGACACUUACCGUGUCUUUGUGCAGUGAAUCUGUUUGAUUCUCCUGGCACCUCAGGGACUCGUUCAUUCUCCUACAGUUCACAGCAGACAGCAUG